Molecule: messenger RNA, 438 nt
Organism: Ostertagia ostertagi
Lineage: Eukaryota; Metazoa; Nematoda; Chromadorea; Rhabditida; Trichostrongylidae
Source: the annotation of a GenBank genome assembly
AUGCUGAAGAAAUUGGAAACAGACAUGUAUACAAGGCAGGAAUUGCUGUUCAUAUCAACGGAGCUGCAAAGCAUUCGAAGAGAUCCUGCCUGCGCGGAGAAGAGGCCUGUGAAAGUUUAUCUCGAUAUGGUGGCGGCACCAUUCGAAACAGACGAUGCAGAAAUGGAAGAUUCGAUUAGAGCCGCGGUUCGUCGCUCAGGAUAUCACUCUAGACGACAACCUAUCUUAAGAAGCUUGGCCGUGUGGAAAAACAGAGCUGUCACUAUGGAUCAUGUGCCUCCGGAGUUCAGCACCCUGCGCGAUGGAUCCACGUUCCUCGACUACCAAGCGCCUGGGUUCCACAUCUAUUACUCUUUGGCGACCAUACAGACCGGAGCCGAGCAAGAGUUCUGCGCAAGCGAGAUAAAGAAAGAAGAGCUAAAAUUGCAGAAGAGAUGA